ACGCCCGGCGGAGCCAUGGCGGCGCCCAGGCCGCUGUCCCGCUUCUGGGAGUGGGGGAAGAACAUCGUGUGCGUGGGCAGGAACUACGCGGACCACGCCAAGGAGAUGCAGAGCGCCUUGCCGAGCGAGCCGCUGCUCUUCCUCAAGCCGUCCACCGCCUACGUGCCCGACGGCUCGGCCAUUCUCAUGCCGCCCUACAGCAGCAACCUGCACCACGAGCUCGAGCUGGGCGUCGUGAUGGGCAGGCGCAGCCGCGCCGUCCCCGAGGCCGCGGCCAUGGACUACGUGGCCGGCUAUGCCCUGUGUCUGGACAUGACCGCCAGAGACGUGCAGGACGAGUGCAAGAAGAAGGGCUUGCCCUGGACGCUGGCCAAGAGCUUCACGGCCUCCUGUCCGGUCAGCGCGUUCGUGCCCAAGGAGAGGAUCCCGGACCCUCACAACCUGAAGCUCUGGCUCAGGGUCAAUGGCGAACUCAGGCAGGAGGGUGAAACAGCCUCCAUGAUCUUUUCCAUCCCCUACAUCAUCAGCUACGUUUCUAAGAUAAUGACCUUGGAAGAAGGAGAUAUUAUCUUGACCGGGACCCCGAAGGGAGUCGGACCCGUGAAAGAAAACGAUGAGAUCCAGGCUGGCAUACACGGGGUCGUUAGUAUGAGAUUUAAGGUGGAAAAGCCAGAGUACUGAGUCUGUGCAAAGCGCCCUGACUUACUAAGUUUCAGGAGAGAAGGGAGCUGGACAGAAGCAAGCAGAGGUUAUUAAAUGGGACAAUCCUUUAAGAAGAAACUAAUUCUUAAAUAUGAUUUAAUUGGAUUGUUAUGACUUAAGGAAAAUGGACCCUUAAAGGAAAAUGUGAUCUAGAAAAGCUGGGCCAGAAAUGGAAAGAAGAUUGAGAAUUUUAAGAAACCACCAAAUUAAGUUUUUGUAAUGCUUCCAAAGCAGAGAAUUUAUCAAACCUAAUGUUAAGACUUUCCUUCCUAAAACUGGAGUGGAUAAGACUUUUCAUUGGGGGGGGGGGGUGCCUGGGUGGCUCAGUCCCUUAAGCAUCUGUCUUCCUCUCAGGUCAUGAUCCCUAGAUCCUGGGAUUGAGCCCCCAAGUCAAGCUCCCUGCUCAACGAGAGCUCUACUUUUCCCCUCUGCCCUUCCUCCUGGCUCAUCCUUUAUCUCUCAAAUAAAUACAAAUCUUUAAAAAAAAAGUUUUUUAAGAAAAGACUUUUCAUUGAGACAUUCUGAGAUCAGUAAUUCAAAACUUAAAAUAUGCAAAAGAGGGGCGCCUGGGUGACUCAAAGGGUUAAGCCUCUGCCUUUGGCUCAGGUCCUCAGGGUCCUGGGGUCGAGCCCUGAAUCAGGUUGGCCCCUCAGCGGGGAGCCUGCUUUACCCUCCCUCUCUGCCUACUUGUGAUCUCUCUCUCUGUCAAAUAAAUAAAUAAAAUCUUCUUUAAAAAUAUGCAAGGGGCACCUGGGUGGCUUAGUGGGUUAAAGCCUCUGCCAUCGACUCAGGUCAUGAUCCCAGGGUCCCGGGAUCGAGCCCCGCAUCAGGCUCUCUGCUUAGUGGGGAGCCUGCUUCCUCCUCUCUCUCUGCCUGCCUGCCUCUUUGCCUACUUCUGAUCUGUCAAAUAAAUAAAUAAAUAUCUUUUUUUUUAAAUGCAAAAUAUUUUGAAAAUCACGUAUCCUUAAUUGAUCAUGAUAAUCAUCAAGAGGUAAUUUGUAAAAAUAAAUAUUUCCACAUCACUUGCCCAUGCCAAGCCCAUUGUAUUAAUUAGCAGAAUUAAUCUCCAGCACUCCUAAGUGCUUCUUUUGGAAAUGUGGAUAAACACUACUCCACACAAUUUAAAACUGUAUUUAAUAAAUGAUUAAUGGCAACCUCACUCAUUUAUACCAUGUCCUGUAAUAUUAUAAGUUUGGGAGAUAAUUUUGAAAUGAUUGUUUUCCAAAUAAAAAUGCUUUCUUUUA
Messenger RNA from Mustela lutreola (European mink), 1946 nucleotides. RefSeq names its product fumarylacetoacetate hydrolase domain containing 1 (gene FAHD1). Gene Ontology annotation, molecular function: acetylpyruvate hydrolase activity. Lineage: Eukaryota; Metazoa; Chordata; Mammalia; Carnivora; Mustelidae. The transcript has a single exon. Gene Ontology annotation, cellular component: mitochondrion. The coding region runs from base 16 to 681 and encodes 221 amino acids. The record is from RefSeq and is a predicted model, not a curated record.